AUUUGUUCGAAUCCGAAAACCAAACUUAUAUGAGGCGCUGCACUUCUCGCGCUAAAUCAGUAUAACACCACCAGCAGAAGCAGUCACAUUAAUUUUCGUGGCGAUUUGCCAGAGCAUUGAAAUGAAGAAGCUUUUUAAAUUUAUUCUCACCGUGCAGGUAUUUUCGGUUGCCUGGGCUCAAUUCUAUGGAAAUCCCGACGCAGAAUUCAUCAAUACCAGGGGAUCAACCGGUGGAACUACGCUGGAUCAGUUUAUAAUUGACGCUGCCAUUCGUCGUGGAAUGGACGGAGAUGCUGUCGCCGAACUACUGCGUACCCGUCAACCAGUCGUUCGUGUGAAGAUUGAACCACCUGGCGUUAAAAAAACGACAACCUACAAACUCGAUUCGGAUGGAAGUAUCUCCUCCAAAACACUUACCGAAAUUUAUGGCGGUUCGGUUCCUGACUCGUCCUACACACCAAAAUCAAACGGUAGAACGGUUACCAGGACAUUCACCAGUAGUGGUGGUCCACAGGCAAUUCCUAGUUUUGGUGACGAUAGCGGAGAUAAUUGGUUCGGCAGCAUCGGCCCGACACAGCAUCAUUCUUCCGGAUUUCCUCCGGUCUCGCCCUGGCCCUCGGAGUCAAGGACCGGAACACGCCAGCAAACCAAAAUAUACACGAAUAAAAAUGGCGACAGGCGCAUUGUCGAAACCAUAACCGGAGAUGAAGCUCCAACAAACUACCAUCAGACAGUCAAUACAUUCAGAGGGCCAAAUGGGGAGACGCGUGUAGUAAAAACAUUUUCCUCUCACCCAUGGGAUGCCGAAUCACCAACGGAUCCAGAGGAACCCUCAACAAUUUUGCACAGCAAAGAAGGAAACGAGUUCCCAACAAACUACCGACAGACUACGAAGACAUUCAGAGGGCCAAACGGGGAGACUCACGUUGUAAAAACAUUUUCCACUAACCCAUUUGAAUCGCAGGGUUUUCCCUCAAUCGAGUCCCCCAUUGAUGGCCCAUCGCCGGUAAAUACACGCCCCUCCCAAUCCUGGCCUUCUUUUGGUAGUCCUUACUUUCCAAGUUCAUGGCUACCACAAGAGACCAUGGGUGAUCCGGAUGAAUGGACAGUUGUGGAGGAUGACACAACUGAGAGUACCACUAGCAGCAAAUUGCCUCCGGCGACAAGUACCACUGUGCAAUCCAAAGUACUGUCCACGGAGGCCACUUCAACACCAUUGCCCAAACGAAACGAUCCUGAACUAAAAGUCACAACUCCUUUGCCUAGCUUGGAUGAGUUCUUAAAGAGUCGGUAUGGCCCGACGACGACAUCAUCAAAGAAGGAAACAGUUGCAACAACAAAAAAUCCCACUUUGACAACAACGACCCCCAAACCUAAAACACAGACUACAAAAACACCGAAUCCAUCCAGCGCAACGACCACCACAAAGAAGCCAAUCCACAUCAACAUUGAAGACUUGCCGGUAACUGAAGUUCUGCACAAUGGAAAACCGGCCGAUGAAGAUCUCAUGAAGAAGCUACCGUCUCAUUUGCAGCCAAAACUAGAUACAGGCAAUGUCUUGAGAAUUGAAAAUAAGCACCCGAUGGAAGUGGAACUCCCCGAAGCUAUAGAGCCAAAUCGUAGAGUCGCGAGCACCAGCUUCCAGGGGCCUCCCACAACGUUCACCUCAUUUUACGAAAAUACCAGACCACUUGAGUUUUCACCGCCUUUGAGUCCCAUAUCCGCUUUUCUGGCCCGUCUCAACUUGACAAAGGCAGACAUAUUAGCCAGAAGUGGCGAAUACACGCAAACAAUCGCCGAAGACGAUGGCUCGCUAUUGCAAGUAAGAUUCAUCCUGAGCUCCCCGAUCCAUAGGCCAAUGACGAAGAACAUACCAUUCAAGUAGUUGCGGUAGACCUGUGAUGAUCUCAGAAUACAAAUACACACACACACAAACAUAUGUAUAUUGUCAUAUUAAGUAUUUUCGAUUUGUCUAUUGCAUUUCGUGGAAUUGAUUUUGUUUUUCGAAUUGUUAUCAGCGUUUAAUUGCGAACAGACAGUUGGCUAAAUAUCACGAGUUGUGGCCUUUUGUGUUUGACCUCAAUGUUAGUGCGAUUGCAGUGUUUUUGUUUUACAAUUUAAAAAAGUUUUCCAUGUAGCUAAUAUUUUUAAGGCGACAUUCUUGCAAUGCCCCUUUGGGCAAGUUAAUAUGGAUCCACCACUACUGUAAUCUGGGCCUAAUAAAACUGCACCACAAUUUUUCGAUGUCACUUUUCAACAAAA
Messenger RNA from Musca domestica (house fly), 2262 nucleotides. RefSeq names its product mucin-2. The record is from RefSeq and is a predicted model, not a curated record. The coding region runs from base 122 to 1885 and encodes 587 amino acids. The transcript is spliced from 2 exons. NCBI's taxonomy places the organism in Eukaryota, Metazoa, Arthropoda, Insecta, Diptera, Muscidae.